CGGCCGCACUGCCGAGGCGGAGUGGAGAAGGUGCUGCCCCGCCGCGUGCGCGCUCGUAAACGACGGACGGGCGGACAAGGCAAAAGAUCCUCGCAGGAGUACGCGAUGCUUAAAUUAUAAAGGCCGCCAGAAUGUCAAGGGUGCCAAAAUGGAAGAUCGAAAAGGCUAAAGUUAAAGUCGUAUUCCGGCUCCAAUUCCAUGCGACGAAUAUACCAUCUACAGGAUGGGACAAGCUAUUCUUGUCCUUUAUUUCUGCUGAUACAGGAAAGGUAACUGCAAAAACAAAUAAAGCAAAUGUGAGGAAUGGGAGCUGCAAAUGGCCAGAUCCUAUUUAUGAAGCAACACGACUGCUUCAGGAUUCUAGGACCAAGACAUAUGAUGACAAGCUAUACAAGCUUGUUGUGGCCAUGGGGACUUCUCGAUCUAGUAUUCUUGGGGAGGUCGAUGUUAAUCUUGCCGAAUUUGCAGAAGCACUGAAGCCAGUUUCAAUCGCACUUCCUUUUCGUGGUUGCGACUUCGGGACAGUAUUACAUAUCACGGCACAACUGCUCAGUACCAAAACUGGCUUCAGGGAAUUUGAGCAGCAAAGAGAAACUGGUGCCAGAAGUUCUCAGCAGCUAGUGAAUCAAAGAAGUCAUGAUCCUUCUGAAGUUGCUGCUGCUUCAUCAGACAUUGGCAGUGACAAGGCUAUUGCAAGGAAUAAAAUAAAAGAAGCUUCUUUGGGGUUCCCUUUGGCGGAAGGUUCUGUGGGUUCUACCGAAGACUAUGAAAACUCAUCACAUAAUUCAGAUGGUUAUUUUGCUGAAAAGAAUGAUCCAUGUGGCAGUCAUGAAAACAGUAACUUUAGACACUCAGGUGACCUACCACUGUGUCCGACAAGUCAAAGCCCUACACCAGAGAAGGGGCCAUUUCAGGGUAAGCGCCUUUCACCACAAGGGAGCAAUGAUUGGAGUCAUGGUUGGAGUCCUGAGUUCUCCACCAGUCAUGAUCUUGCUGCUGCUCAUGAGGAGAAUAAUCGACUCAAGACCAGAUUGGAGGUGGCUGAGUCAGCCUUUUCUCAGCUUAAGUCAGAAGCAAUGUCCCUGCAGGAUGCCACUGGAAAAUUAGGCACUGAAACACAUGGCCUAGCUAACCAGCUUGCUGUGGAACUUAUGUCACGCGGCGAGCUCACAACUGAAGUAUCCUUCCUAAGGACAGAAUGUUCUAAUUUGAAAAGAGAGCUGGGAGAAAUGAAAUCUGCAAAACUCUUGAAGCACAAGGCUGAUGGUCAAGUUCCUCUUGUGACAGCUGGAGGCCAAGGGAAUACUUUAAAUAAUAUUGGAAGUGGUGUUCUUGCUACAGAUUGUUCAGUACAAGAUCUCCAAACUGAAUGGCUGCAAGGUUUGCUGCUUCUUGAAAAUAAACUGCAGCAGACCAGAAAUAAUGCUCUCCAUGGACUUCAAGCAAGUGAUCUUGAUUUCCUUCUUGCUGAUAUAGGGGCUAUUCAGCGUGUGAUUGAGAACCUCAAGCAAGGUGUUCAGCUUGGCCCGAAGAAAGAAAACUAUAGAGAACAUUUGGUUCCACCAUCCGAUCUUGCCCAUCAAUCAAGUUUAGGACGUGAUUAUGUUACCGACAAGAAAAACUCUGGCAGUACAGGCACAAUGGAGGAGAAAAUGUGCGGGCUCUUGCAGAAGUUGGAGGACUCAAAAACUGAGAAGGAGAAUCUGCUGGAGAAGAUGAGCCAGAUGGAGCGCUAUUACGAAUCUUUUAUCCUCAAACUUGAGGAAACCCAAAAGCAGACAUCAAUUGAAUUGGAAAAUCUCAGGAAAGAACAUAAUUCUUGUUUUUAUACAGUUUCUGUCCUCCAAGCCCAGAAGCAAAAAAUGCACGAGGAUAUGAAUGACCAGCUAAUGAGAUUUGUUGAGGAUAGAACAGCUUUAGAAGCUCAAAAUAAGGAGUUUGAGAGGAGGGCUGUUGCUACAGAAACAGCACUUAAGAGGGUGCGAUGGAAUUAUUCUGCAGCUGUUGAUCGUCUACAGAAAGAUCUUGAGUUGCUGUCCUUUCAGGUUCUCUCUAUGUACGAGUCAAAUGAAACUCUUGCAAAGCAAUCCAUUAUAGAAGAUACUGAGAGUUUUCCUGAAGAGCAUUCUGCAAUAGCAGAUAUACACGGUAUUAGUGAACAUGGCCAAGACAGGCCUCUUGUCAAACAGUUUGGACCUGAAGGUCUUCAUGUGGCAACUGAAUCUCAAGUGUUUUCAGCUGAAAAUGGUACAUCACGUGAUUUCAGCUACAAAAUGGAUGGGCAGAAAAAUCUCCUCCGGGCUCUCAAAAUUGAAGAACUUCGUAGCAGAUCUGAAGUCAUAUGUAAUCUUGAUUCACAGGUGAACUCCUCCAACAUCGGAAGACCAAAAGAUGCUUCUUCAGCAAUGGAAUCUGAGAUUUUAGAAACGUGUGCCGUUAACAUUGAGUGGCAGGUAUUCUCCGACGUGCUGCGGGAAUCUCACUAUACUGCACUGGAUAUGAUUAAGCGAAUGCAGGGACGGCUGUACAUGCUAGAAAAACAACUCCAUGAAGCUAAUGAUGCUAGGGAAUCUUUAGUGCUCAAAUUAAACUCUGCAUUGGACCAAUCAAAAUGUUUGAAAGAAAGUGAAUCAGGAUACAUUUUGAAGUGUGAUGAUCUGACAGUGAAGAACCAAAUAUUAGAAGCAAAACUCCAAGAUAUUGCAGUUGAAAAUGCUCUAUUUACGGAAAAGCUUGUGGCAUCUGAAAGAGUUGUUGAGGAACAUAAAACUUGUGAAAGUAAGAACAGUGCCUGCACCGAAGAAAGGAAGAGAUUUGAGAACCUUUUAGUGAAAGAAAGUAAGCAAACUAGUCAGCUUAAGGAUGAGCUCAGAUCAGUAAUGGAAGAUUUUGAGGGAAUGAAAGAUGAAUUACGUAAGCAGUCCUCUUUAAUCAAUGAACAGCAAACUGUUUUCACAUCACUUCAAGAGCAACUGAGCAUUCUAUGCCCUAAACUUGUUUCUUUGAGUAAGGACAUUGGAAUUUCAUGCUUGGAUGAGGUAUCUGUGCUACAUGAACUUCAGAACAAGAACUACACUGCAGUUAUAGCAAGCCUAGAAUUCUUCCAGCAGCAAGCAUGCCAGAAGGUGCUUCAUCUACAUCACGAAAAUGCGGCAUUGGAAGAAAUGUGUGAUGUUCUUCGGAAGAGAGCAGACAUGUCUGGAACAGAAUUGCUUGAUGUGAAGCAGAAGUUUCAUCGUGAUAUGGCUGAAACAAAAGAAAAAUUGAACAUUUCUGAGGGACAUGUGGAGAAGCUUCAGCAGGAACUGCAGGAAAUGGAACAUGAAGUUAAGAUAAUCUCAGAGUCUCAAGAAAAGCACUCCAUUACCAAUGGUGAUUUAACAUUAAAGUUGGCCCAAAUGGAAGUGGAACUGCAGACCGUCAUCAGUGAGAAUGAGACUCUUGUUGAAAAGACGAAAGACAUUGCUGCUGUUGUUCAGGAACUUGAGAGGACCAAAGUAAGUCUUGCAGAAACUGAUGAAGAUAACAAAACUUUGGCCCAGUCUCUACAGUCUAAAGACGAACUGUUGGUGCACAUGGAAAAUGAAAUCAGAGGUUUGCAAAAUUGUCUGAGUUGUACCGAGGAGAAUUUGCUAAAAGAAAAGAUAAUGAGAGAAGAUCUUGAAUCUUCCCUUUCAAGUCUUACAUCUCAACUUGGGGAGAAGGAUCAGGUCCUGCUAUCUUACAAUGAGGGCAAAAUAGAGUUACUUCAUCUGAGGGACCAGAUUUUGGACAUGAGAAAAGAAAACAGUUUGAUGCAAGAUGCUCUUUCACAAAGUGAACAAAACAAAAGGGACCUCACUUGUAAGAAUUUCUCUCUUCACUCCCAGCUCUCCAAUGCUGAAAAUCAGUUAGCAACAAUUCUGGAGGAUUUGCUUGCCACUGAAAUUGAAGCUAGUUAUAUGAGAAGUCAGGUUGAGGAUGUUGCCGUGCAACUUGAUCUCUUAAGAAGUGACAUUGCGAAGCUUCAGCUUGAGAACAAAGAUGCUGACGACUUAUUAAGGGAGCACAUGUUGAGUGUAGCAGAAUUAGCUGACAGAAAUUCCACACUUGAAUCCACUAUUCAUUCUCAAGAAAUCAACCUUGCCAGGGUUAAUCAAGAGAAGGAAGGGCUUGAAGAGCUUAUAAAAAGAAGCGAACAGACAUUGGCUCAGGUUAGCAGUAACAAGUCUCGAGAUAUAUCAGCAUCGAUCAAUAGCAGUGAGGCAGUAUGGAAGUAUCAAGAUGAGAUUUUGCAGCUUAGAGCCAUGCAGACGAAUCUUGAAGAGAAUGUUGAUGGUUUGAGAUCAAUGAAAGAUGAAGUUGAAAUUCUAAACGUGGUUCUGAAAUCAAAAUUGGAAGAACAGCAUACUGAGAUGUCAUCACUGCUACAGGAUUUGGGAUAUGAGUUGAAAAAUUUAGAAGAACAGAACAAUGAGCUUACUCUAAAACUCGCUGAAGAAACUCUGAAGGCAGAAGAGUUCAAGAACCUGUCUAUCCAUUUAAGAGAGCUAAAAGAAAAGGCUGAAGCUGGAAAAAAAGAGAAAGAGGGGUCAUUGUUUGCCAUGCAAGAAUCCCUUAGAAUUGCAUUUAUCAAAGAGCAAUAUGAAUCAAAAGUUCAAGAGCUGAAAAGUCAGGUGUUUGUCUCUAAAAAGUAUUCUGAAGAGAUGUUACUGAAGCUACAAAAUGCUUUGGAUGAAGUUGAAACUGGAAGGAAAAAUGAGAUCGCUCUAGCUAAAAGAAUUGAAGAGCUAUCAAUGGAAGUUUCUGAACUGGAGGUGGAGAUGCAGGAUUUAUCUGCUGAGAAAAGAGAGCUGUCUAAUGCAUAUGACAGCAUAAUGACGGACUUGGAAUGCACAAAGCUGAACUUCGAUUGCUGUAAGGAAGAAAAGCAGAAGAUUGAGGCCUCUCUUCAGGAGUGCAGUGAGGAACGCAAUAGAACAAGGGUGGAGCUUGACUUGGUGAAAAAGUUGCUGGAGAAUAUGUCAUUAUCUGACCAUAUCCCAUCACCUCGUAAUUCUGGAUCAUGCAAUCCUGGUGCCACAUCUAUUGCGCAAAUUCUGGGAGAUGCAAAUUCUGGGUCUGCACCAGAGUUAAUACCAAAUACAACAGAAGUUGAUUUAGGAUUACAGGAAGGUGAAGUUGGAAUACAGGGUACAAAUCUUUCAGAAGAUAUUGCAGAAUCAGACGAUGCUGAUAAGGUUGAUGAGCAUCCACAUGCCAUACACACACCGUCAAAGAACUUGGAGAAUGGCUAUAAGGAAUGUGAGUCAUCAUUGGAGAAUCAUCCGACUGUCGACAAUACUAUCAAAGAUAUUUCUAAAGAGCAUAAGAAAUUAGCAAAUGACUUGAAUCUUUUCCAGAAAGAGCUGGAAAGACUUAAAAAUGAGAAUUCGUCCCCUCUUGUUCCCCUUGAUGUUAAUCUUAUUGAUCCAUCACUCAGUGGUUUGGGAAGGGCAUUAUCACAGCUUGAUAUGGCAAAUGAACAUUUGCGAAGCAUUUUUCCUUCAUUUGAAGAGCUUCCUGGUUCUGGAAAUGCCUUGGAAAGAGUACUUGCUUUGGAGCUUGAGCUGGCGGAAGCUCUGCAAGCAAAGAAGAAGACAGACAUCCUUUUCCAGAGCUCAUUCUUGAAGCAACACAACAACGAUGAAUCAGCGGUCUUCCAGAGCUUCAGGGACAUCAAUGAGCUGAUACAGGAUACGAUCGAGUUGAAGAGAAGACAGGUGGCUGUCGAGAGUGAGCUGAAAGAGAUGCAGGGUAGGUACUCUGAGCUCAGUUUGCAGUUCGCUGAGGUGGAAGGCGAGAGGCAGAAGCUAGCCAUGACCAUGAAGAUCCGGUCGCCCAUGAAACAAUAGGAACCAAAGACUUUGAAAUGAUCUUGUUCUGCAGCGAAGGAAGAAAUAAUUUUGUAAUGUAAAUAUCAGUAGAAUGGUCACCAUCUGGAACCAAAUGUAGAGCGGUAUGUGAUAUACAUAAAUGAUGUAGUAACGUCUUUGUACAAACCCCACCCCCUCUCUCCUUCUGACACAAUCUUGUCAAUCAAAUGUUAACAGCCAGCAGCCGUUCAAGGCACAUCUGGUGACUGCAUCUUAACUAUUUUUAGAUCAUUGGCUGGAAUUGAUGGUCAUGUUUUGCUGCCUGAUGGCACAAUGAUGUUA
Messenger RNA from Lolium rigidum, 6176 nucleotides. RefSeq names its product COP1-interactive protein 1. Lineage: Eukaryota; Viridiplantae; Streptophyta; Magnoliopsida; Poales; Poaceae. The coding region runs from base 132 to 5873 and encodes 1913 amino acids. The record is from RefSeq and is a predicted model, not a curated record. The transcript has 11 exons.